Messenger RNA from Bemisia tabaci, 2139 nucleotides. RefSeq names its product cytochrome P450 4c3. NCBI's taxonomy places the organism in Eukaryota, Metazoa, Arthropoda, Insecta, Hemiptera, Aleyrodidae. The record is from RefSeq and is a predicted model, not a curated record. Gene Ontology annotation, molecular function: heme binding; iron ion binding; monooxygenase activity.
CACUCUUCAUUGAGACCUCCGUUUGUUAACCUUUGCCGCCUGGGCUGUAUUCUGCAUUAUACGGAUAAGAUCCACCGUUGAUUGGCCGCUGAUUGUUUUUAAUUAUUUUCUCAUUCCGUUUUCUGCUCCUCUGUCUUUGCGCAUCGGGUCCGACGCCAAUUUUCGAUUCGAUCCGCCUCAGCCUCGACCACGACCCGCGCAAUCCUCAAGUUCUUCGGCGAAGAAAGCCGCCUUCGAUUUUCACUCCGCGCAAAUGUCUCCCGAUAGUGCACGCAAAGUUAUUCCCGGUGCUCCCAACUGUGAUUCGGAAAAAUUAAAAGGUGGUGUUUUUUAGGAUCGUUCCAUCCGCCGACGCGGCAAAACCCCUCGCUUCCGAUUUUUUUUGCGGAUCAGUGUCAAGAUGGAUUUUGCGACAGGAAAUGUAUCAUCUGCGCUAGCAGUCUUCUUAGCAUUGACUAUAUUGAUUCAUACGAUCAUUCACCGAUGGAGGAACAGGAGACUUAUCAAAUUCAUGGCUCAAUUCCCAGGCCCUAUUCCUCUUCCAUUUGUCGGAUCAGCGUACAUAUAUCUCAAGCAAUUCAAUACAACAAGUGUGGUCCGAUUCCUCCUACAGUUACUGGCAAAUGCGGAAGAAACUGAGUCUCACUGGCUUGGCGGCUCCCCAUACAUAAUGACGACGAAUCGUGAAAUUAUUAACGCAAUCGUCACUAAUCUGAAGAAUAUUGAUAAGACCAAGGAUUAUGACAGUCUUAAAGUUAUUAGUGCUGGAAUAUUUACAGCAACAGGCAACCAAUGGCGCAAAACAAGGAAAAUCGUCAAUCCUGGCUUUAGGACAAACGUUCUGGACAGUUUUGAUGACAAUUUUAGUUACCAUAUUAAAAUUUUCCUCGAAAGCAUUUCCCGCCUUGCUGAUACAGGAGAGGAGCACGAUGUUUUCCGAGCCUGUCACGCUUUUACUCUCGAUUCAUUUUGUGAUAAUAUGCUGGGCGUUCGGAUAGACAUUCAAAAGAGGAGGCUGUUUAACUUUUCUAUAAGUGUCGAGGAAUCAAUGAAUAUGUUCUUUACGAGAGCAUUCAAUCCUCUUUUGUGGUCCGAUUUCGUCUAUUCUCUGCUUGGAAAGACAAAGAAGCUAGCUGAUGUAUCGCGCGAUAUGCGUCUACUCGCAGAAGAUGUACUGAAUAAAAGACUUGCAAUGGAAGAUCUGCAGAGGAAAGAAGAUAUAAAGGCAGGGCAGCCAAAGUAUUUUCUCGAGCUAUUAAUCGAUGCCAUUGAAUCGAAGGAGAUCUCAAGAGAGCAGUGCAUUGAAGAAAUCAUCGAAUUGUUCGUAGCUGGAUCCUUGACCUCUGCUAUAUCUAUUGCGUGGCUUAUUAAGGGCGCAGCUAUGUAUCCAAACAUGGCGGAUAAAAUGUAUCGAGAACUUAUCGAGGUUUGUGGCGUGAGAGAAAUUACGCAGGAGGAUUUGUCGAAGCUACCGUACCUGGACAUGAUCGUCAAAGAAUUAUUGAGACAUAUCACACUGCCCAUCAUUGCUAGACACAUUACGAGUGACAUCAGGGUCAAUGAUAAUAUGGUAAUUCCAGCCGGAAUGAACGUCAUGAUGCCAAUUUUUGGACUGCACCAUGAUCCAAGAUUCUGGGAGAGACCCAAUGAGUUUUACCCAGAACAUUUCUCUCCUGAAAACGAAGCCAAAAGACCGAAAGGCGUCUACCUGCCCUUUUCUAGCGGACCGAGGAACUGUCCAGGUAACAAAUACGCCGUGCGAGUUGUGAAGAUUCUGGUGGCCAACAUGAUGCUCAAUUUCAAUUGCUCCUCCUCAGAACCUACGCCAACGGACAUCAUCAACGAUCUUGACUAUCGUAUCGCCCUUUUGGUCUGUCCGAUCAACGGAUGGCGAGUGCGCUUCCACCGAAGGCGCCAAGAGCCUGAAAAGACCCAGGUUCACGCCGCUGCCUGAUUUAACGAGAGGAUUCGAUCCUUUGUCUCUCUUUUCUUUCUGCUCAAGUAUCUAUCACCCUAAGUGGCAUUUUUCAAUAUGAAAAUCGCGAUUUGUUACGAUUUUGUCGGCGAUAAAAUCGCUAAGAUCAUCAACAUCCGAGCGAUUAUCCUCGAUCCUGUUGUAAUAAAAUCGCAAUUUUAUCG